CUUAAACACGAGCGGGACCCUGCCCUAGACACGCCAAUGUGAUGUGAAAAGAGGGUGCCAGGAUAUUUUUUGAGAGAUGAAAGUUGAGAUGAAGUCGCGCCGAUGAGAUGAGAGGAGCAGCAUUUGCUUGCGCGCGCGUAGACUUUAAAGUCCGACACCACAUGUGCGCUUGAGAUCGAAACCAGGGACUAAGAGCGGUUUAGAGAAGGAGCGGAGAGACCCGAUAUAUAAAAGACCCGAUGAUUUUAUCAGACCAAGCGGGGGUCGGAGAAAGUUCUAAGAGGCGUGGAAGCUCAGACUCCAUUUUUUUCUCUCUUUUCUUUUCUUUUUUUUUUUUUUUUCGUUUGAUCUCGGGCGAUUACAUCUCAACGAAAGAGAGAGAGAGAGACGGAUUGUGUGGAGAAGAUCGAAGUAAGGGGAGAAAAGUUUUUUGACUCCCAUUAAAAAACCUCGAAAGAAAGUUGCCAAGAAGAUAGCACGUAGUUUGUAAAGAAAAAACACGUUUCGUCCCGGGCCCGUUUGAAGGACUCAUCAGUAAGGCUGACAAACGGACCCUGCCCUAGACGCUUUAAAGAACAUUUCAAAACUCUUAUAUAUUGUCAUCGUACGAUGUUUAAGUGAUUGCGAGAAACAUAUCGACGGUGCGCCGCUUAGCGGCAAUUUUAUGAACGAGAUCGAUAUAAUUGAAUCAGCUGUUAUCCCAUCUCGAUUCUUUUAAUUUCUCUUUUUGGUGGGAAAUAUGUUUCGUUAUGAUUGUUGUAUUCGUACGAUUUAAAUGAUAUUGAAUAUCGUAUUUGUAUAAUAAAAUAUCAAAUAUAGAAGAAAAUGGAUAAUGAUUUCGACAUUUAUGAAGACUUGCCUAGUUAUGAUAUAAAAGAUGAUGAGACACCUUCUAAAAAUAAUGAAGCUCUUUCGAAAGAAUGCGAGGAAUUAAGGAAGGAAGUUAGCGAACUUAAGUCAAAAUUAGAAAAUCUUCAAAAAAUUAAUGAAACUUUAGAGGUUAACUUAUCUUCUUUACUUAAAACAGCCAAGGCCGAAAUAACGCGAAAAGAUAAAAUGAUAGACGAACUUAGAAAGCAGGUAGACAAUAUGUCGUUUAGACGUGGCAACUUCAAUAAAAAUGUCAAGGAUAGUAACGAUAAAUCGAUACAGCAGUUGCCUGUACAAAAUGUAUAUGAAUAUAGUCGUGUACAACAAUAUGUUGAGAGUCAAAGAACUUCGAUAUCUAAAUUACCAAAUUCAGAUUCAAAUAACGAUAAAUACAAUUCAGUUGCUAACAAUUCUUAUGAUAGAAAUUUUCAGAACUCUAGUACCGUUAAUUGUUAUCAACCCGAUGAAGAUCAAAUUGUGUCAGAUUGUGAAAGUUAUAGCAAUCGAUUUAACAAUACAAGGCAUCGAUCUAAAAAGUUACCAGUACCUUACAUGGGCAGUACUACUGUUUUUACCGAACGUUUGCGUAAGAGGAUAAUGGAAGAAGAAGCAGAAAAGAAACGGAAGUUAUUGGAAGAAGAGGAAAAGACAAAUCUAUUAUUAGAAGAUGAACAUGAUAAAAAUACAAAACUUAAUAUCGAUGAUAAAGAAAAUGAUUCUUACUGUAGUAUAUUGAAUUCACAUGUGGAUGAUACGAGUUUGAAGAACAAUUCUUCUAGUGUAUGUGAUUUUACUGAUAAUACUAAUACUGCAGAAGACAAUGCUGUUUCUAUGACGAAUCAACAAAGGCUAACUUUAAAUACUAAAGUAUCUGGAAAAAGGCUGGAUAAUGUUGAUACAUCUUGUAGCAAACGACGAAAAUUAGAUACGGAAAGAAAUUCUUCCACAAAUAAAUAUAGUCUUCCGGAAGAAGAUGUAUUUAAUGAAUAUGAUCAUGGAAUUAUAUCAAGUACAAAAACGGACAAAUUAAAAUGCGAAGAAAAUAGUAAUUCUUAUAUUGAAAAGAAUGCUUGGAACGAUAACAAAUAUGAUAAAGGUACAAGAUCAAAUAAUACUUCAUACAGAAGAAAAGAAAAAGAAUAUUAUAAAAAAUUCAACAGUGAUUACAACAAUUAUUCCAAAGAAAGUAAUGUAUAUCAUGAAAAGAAUAAAUAUAGUCAUACACGGAAUAGAUCACCUCUUCCAAAAUACUAUGACAGAAAACAUAAAUAUCACGAUGAUCGAUAUAGGAAUUACAAAGACCGAUUUGACAGAAGACGAAAUUCUCAAGAUAGAGAAGAAAAUAGUUCAGUAACUUCCGAUAGAAGAUCCUAUGAUUUACGCAAUAAAGAUAGAAAUAGAUCUCAUGAAAAAUAUGGUAGUUCAGAUUAUAAUUUAUCAAUAAGUAAAGGGAGCAAAUAUUCAGUUUCACAUGUCUCUAGAUCUGUAUCACAUGAAAGAAGUAAAAGUAGAGAAAGAACAAAUCAUAAAACUUAUGAUAGGAGAUAUUUAAAAUCAACAAGGCAUGAUAAGAACUCGGAACGUAAUAAUAUUCUUUUGAAAAAAAAAAGUGAAAUAAACGAAUCGAAAGUUGUAUCUGUGUCAAAAACAAAAAAUGAUAUUUUAGAUAAAUCAAUUAAAGAAAAUACUAUCGAAGAAAUUUUGGAAGAUGGCGAAAUUGUAUCUCCCGUUAAAUUUAAUCUAAAUAGUGAAAGGAAAGAAAUAGAAGAUAUCUCUAAUGUAGAAACUCAUAAAGAUACUCUUGAUCAAUUUAAAAAUGAAUUGAAGUCCCUUAACGAAAUGAAUACACGUAUAUGUUUAACGAAAACAAAUAGUAAAAAUAUAGAAUAUAAAGAAAAGAAAAUUGAUCAGAUUGAGAAAGAUAAAGAUACUAUUGUUGCUGUAACAACUGUAAAUGUUACUUCAGAAAAACCAUAUAUCUCUUUGAUUGAAAACAAACAGGAUUGUAUGGUAACAUCUACAAACAAUAUUGUACCACUUUCAAUAUGUAUAGACAAUGAUAUUAAUAAAAAUGGUAUUAACAAUGAAAAAAAAUCUAAGUGCGAUAAACAAAUUGUACGAUUAGAGAAGGCUGCUAAAGAAGCUGAUAGCACUUGUGAUAGUAUGCAAAAUUUUCCUGAAGAUAUAUCAAGAACCAUUAAAGAAAUUUCCGUUGAAUCAACUAGACAAGAGAAUAAUAUUUGUGAAUAUAAUGAUGAAAUAGAAGAAGAAAGCAUUUGUAAUACUUCCAAUGUAGAUAUAGUUAAAGAUAAUGUUUUUAUUGAGAAACACGAAAAAGAAAAUGAUGCAUCAAAAGAUAAGUAUAAUAUAUCAAGUAAUAACCAUGAUAAUCAAGUUCCUGUAUUAAAUGAUCAACAGGAGCCAUUAGUAAAUGCUCAUCAAGAAGUUGCAGCUAUGACGAAAGACCUUCAAGAAAAUGAAGAAGAUAAUAAUGAAAAUGAGCAUGUCAAGGUUAAAGCAUCUAGAAAUACUAAAAAAGAAGGAUCAGAGUCCGAAAAUUCUAAAGUCAUUAUUUUUGCUCGACGUAGAAAGCAUAUACAUUUAACUGAUAACAAUGCAUCUAUGACUGUUGUAAUGAAUCCUAAUAAUAUUAAUUCAGAUGUUAAUGAAAAGAACAGUGUUGAAAAUAAUUUAAAAUUACGAGCAUGUAAAGUAUCUCGUUCUUAUAAAGAUGUCCUGUAAGUAUAAUAAAAUAUAUAUUAUAUGAUAAUUUGUUUUUAAA
This is a messenger RNA of Vespula pensylvanica (western yellowjacket), 3652 nucleotides long. RefSeq lists its product as uncharacterized. Bases 826 to 3612 code for a protein of 928 amino acids. The transcript has 3 exons. The record is from RefSeq and is a predicted model, not a curated record. NCBI's taxonomy places the organism in Eukaryota, Metazoa, Arthropoda, Insecta, Hymenoptera, Vespidae.